AUGGGAGACAAAUCGGCCUAUAUGGGAGCUGGAGGAUAUUCGUCAGGAUAUAUGGGAGCCAAUGCUUCGUCAUUCGGUUAUGCUCGUGAAGAUUAUGCUCAAGGAGGAAGCAGUGGACGAGGACAAACAUCUGGAGGAAACACCAAUUCAGGAGCUCAAGUUUUCAAGGCUCGUACCGAUCAAUCUUGCUACAUGGGACCACCAUAA
Caenorhabditis angaria is the source of this 207-nucleotide messenger RNA. Lineage: Eukaryota; Metazoa; Nematoda; Chromadorea; Rhabditida; Rhabditidae. The record is from the annotation of a GenBank genome assembly.